Messenger RNA from Carassius auratus (goldfish), 1632 nucleotides. RefSeq names its product retinoid-inducible serine carboxypeptidase-like. Gene Ontology annotation, molecular function: serine-type carboxypeptidase activity. NCBI's taxonomy places the organism in Eukaryota, Metazoa, Chordata, Actinopteri, Cypriniformes, Cyprinidae. Gene Ontology annotation, biological process: proteolysis. The record is from RefSeq and is a predicted model, not a curated record. The coding region runs from base 113 to 1444 and encodes 443 amino acids. The transcript has 13 exons.
AGUAAUAUGACACAGUGCUGUUCCUCAAAUCACAUUGUUCAGAGGAGUGUGUUUUGAGUAUCUAAAGCCGGGGUCCAAACACAGCCCAUAUGAGAGAGCGAUAGCGAUAAUAAUGGAGCGCUCGUGGAUCGGUAUUCUGGCUCUGCUGCUGUUUACUGUGAGCUUUUAUAAAGGUAGCUGUGUUCCAGUUCAAGCCAAAGAGUCAUGGGGAUAUGUAGAUGUCCGUGAAGGAGCUCAUAUGUUCUGGUGGCUGUACUACGCCAAUAGCUCCAGCGCCAGUUAUAAAGAUCUGCCUCUGGUUAUGUGGCUGCAGGGAGGUCCUGGGGGAUCUAGCUGUGGAUUUGGCAAUUUUGAGGAAAUUGGACCACUUGAUAGAGAACUUAAGCCAAGAGGAACAUCUUGGGUGCGUGCUGCCAGUGUUCUAUUUGUGGAUAACCCAGUGGGCACCGGAUACAGUUACACAGACACUGAAGAUGCCCUCGCCAAGGACGUUGCGAUGGUGGCAUCAGACAUGAUGGUCCUCCUCAAGAGCUUUUUCUCUCUAAAGACAGAGUUUCAAAGUAUUCCCUUCUUUAUAUUUUCUGAGUCUUAUGGAGGCAAAAUGGCAGCAGCUAUUUCCCUUGAACUCACAAAGGCAGUUCAAGCGGGUUCAAUAAAAUGCAACUUUGCUGGGGUGGCUUUGGGAGACUCCUGGAUCUCUCCUAUAGACUCGGUCAUGACUUGGGGUCCUUAUCUUUACAGCACAUCUCUGUUGGAUGACAAUGGACUGCAGGAGGUCACUAAAGCGGCAAAUGCGGUGCUGGAGGCAGUAAAACAGGGACAGUACCGAAAAGCCACUGACAUGUGGUCCAUCACAGAGAACGUAGUGGAACAGAACACAAAUAACGUGAACUUCUAUAACAUCCUCACUCAAAACUCUGAUGAGAUGGUGAAGACCAGCUCAGAUCAAACCAAUGGAUUUCUCUCCUCACUGAAGCGUCGCCACAUUCGCCCGUUGCACCGUCAGUCCCUUUCAGAGUUGAUGAACGGGCCGAUCAGACAGAAGCUUGAUGUCAUACCAAAGAAUGUCACAUGGGGAGGACAAGCUGAGGCAGUGUUUGUCAGCAUGGCAGGAGAUUUCAUGAAGCCUGUGGUGGACAUUGUAGAUCAGCUUUUGGCUGUAGGGGCCAAUGUCACAGUCUACAACGGCCAGCUGGAUCUUAUUGUGGACACAGUGGGUCAGGAGUUGUGGGUGAAACAGCUGAAAUGGGACGGACUCCAAUACUUCAACAAAAUGAAAUGGACUGCACUGGAAGACCCGCAAACCGAGAGCCAGACUGGAGCUUUCUAUAAGGCCUACAAGAACUUUGCCUUCUACUGGAUCCUAAAAGCUGGGCAUAUGAUCCCAUCUGACCAGGGACCAAUGGCUCUGCGGAUGUUGAAGAUGGUGACUCAGCAGGAGUGAGGAUCUUAUUCAGAAAAGAACUGGCCUGGCUUGCUAACCACUUUUAGACAAUCAACCCUUAAAACUGUUACCAAAAUCUGACUCUUUUAAUCUUGUGGUUGAGAUCUCAAUGUGAUGUUUUUUUUUUAAUGCCUGUGUCUUGUAAAAUUUCAAUGUCUGCAAAAAAUAAAGUAAUAUUUUUUAAUACA